ACCAGCAAGGACCGCGCUUCCGGGAGUCUGGUGGGAGGGGCAAAACCACCGCUAGCAAGUUUCCACGCCUUUCUUCUGUUACUUCAUGAACAUGGCUGGCAGCGCCUGGAGGUCACUGAUCUCUCGUGUGGCAGGGGCAAUCACUACACCAGAAUAUGGAGCCAGGCAGCUUUCUAAUCAUGUGCACACUGUCACUCUCAUACCAGGGGAUGGAAUUGGCCCAGAGAUUUCAGCAGCUGUCAUGAAGAUUUUUGAGACUGCCAAAGCUCCUGUACAGUGGGAAGAGAGAAAUGUUACAGCAAUUAAAGGGCCUGGUGGAAAGUGGAUGAUUCCCCCUGAAGCCAAAGAAUCCAUGGAUAAGAACAAGAUGGGAUUGAAAGGACCUUUAAAGACACCCAUCGCUGCUGGGCAUCCGUCCAUGAACUUGCUGCUCCGCAAAACAUUCGAUCUCUAUGCAAAUGUGCGUCCAUGUGUUUCCAUUGAGGGAUACAGAACCCCUUACACAGAUGUAGACCUGGUCACAAUCCGUGAGAACACAGAAGGAGAAUAUAGUGGAAUAGAGCAUGUGAUUGUGGAUGGUGUGGUGCAAAGUAUUAAGCUUAUUACAGAGGAAGCCAGCCAUCGCAUUGCACAGUUUGCCUUUGAGUAUGCAAGGAACAACCAGAGAAGCACAGUGACUGCAGUGCACAAAGCUAAUAUCAUGAGGAUGUCUGAUGGGCUGUUCCUGAAAAAUUGUCGAGAAGUUGCAGAAAGUUUUAAAGACAUUAAGUUUAAUGAAAUGUACCUGGAUACCGUGUGUCUUAAUAUGGUCCAGGAUCCUACUGAGUUUGAUGUGCUAGUUAUGCCAAACCUCUAUGGUGACAUAUUGAGUGACCUUUGUGCAGGUCUAAUUGGAGGUCUGGGAGUGACACCAAGUGGAAAUAUCGGUGCUAAUGGGGUAGCAAUCUUUGAAUCGGUUCAUGGCACAGCCCCAGAUAUUGCUGGAAAAGACUUGGCAAACCCCACUGCUCUCCUCCUAAGCGCAGUCAUGAUGCUGCGGCACAUGGGUCUCCACGAUUAUGGGCGCAAGAUAGAAAAUGCCUGUUUUGAGACAAUCAAAUCUGGCAAGGCUCUGACUAAAGACUUGGGUGGUAACGCCAAGUGCUCUGAAUUUACCAAUGAAAUCUGCCGCAGAAUACAGGACAGCGAUUAGCUUUGUACUUCUUCAUUUACUGUCAGAAUGGUCAACUGAAUUGACAAGCACUUAACUUCCUGCUGUCUUUGAUAUCAUGCAUCAAUGCUUUAUCUUCUUCACAGCAAACCAAAAGCCCUGCUAUGCAUGGCCUGCUACUCUAGUAGUGUCUAUAGGCUUCUCUGGCAGUGAAAUAUUUCAGUGGAAUCUCAUAUUAUCAAUGCAGCAAUCCAUAAUUAGAAUCAAUGCAGCAAUACUGGUUAGAUUUAAGGGUUUAUACAUAUUCUGACCAUUGUAUUUUUGUCAAUUACGCAGCUUUUACCAAGGCCAGUUUUGUGAUGUAUCUGUAUGCUGAGCAUUCCCUUUCUCAUCGCACACAGAAUUUGUUGUAUUUAAGAGACUUUAAUUUUGGCACAAGAACAUACAGUAUAGUAUAUCCAUGGAUAUAGCACAACCAAACAUGUCCUACCCCUGUAUAACUUUACUGCUGUAACAAGAAAUGAUUUGUAUUACUGAUGCAGUUAGGAAUAUUGUCUGAUUACAGCUCCCUCUCUGCACAUAAGAUCUUUCAGUGGUUUCUCAUUAUCAACUGAUCCACCAGCAGAAGGUGCUGCUAAGCAGCAAUGCCAGAACCUGAAGUAACUGUUAUAAAUGUCAUGUUCAAGCCUUAAACUUUGUAAUUCAAAAGUUAUAUUUAUUUAUAAUUUCACUCCAUUCUUCCAUUGUUUGGAGGUACCUUUCUUGUUAUUUUCUGAUUAUGCACUUAUGUUAUGUUUUGCAUUUUCAUUAAAUGUGCAGUCAAAGAGACAUUUGAAUGUCCAAA
This is a messenger RNA of Xenopus laevis (African clawed frog), 1994 nucleotides long. It is a transcript of the gene idh3a.L, whose product is annotated as isocitrate dehydrogenase (NAD(+)) 3 alpha L homeolog. Lineage: Eukaryota; Metazoa; Chordata; Amphibia; Anura; Pipidae. Bases 86 to 1192 code for a protein of 368 amino acids. The transcript is spliced from 11 exons. Gene Ontology annotation, cellular component: mitochondrion. Gene Ontology annotation, molecular function: NAD binding; magnesium ion binding; isocitrate dehydrogenase (NAD+) activity. Gene Ontology annotation, biological process: isocitrate metabolic process; tricarboxylic acid cycle. The record is from RefSeq and is a predicted model, not a curated record.